Messenger RNA from Chelonoidis abingdonii (Abingdon island giant tortoise), 747 nucleotides. Lineage: Eukaryota; Metazoa; Chordata; Testudines; Testudinidae. The record is from RefSeq and is a predicted model, not a curated record.
AUGGAGCAGAAGAACCUCACUGCCACAGUGACAGAAUUUGUCCUCUUGGGCCUCACUCAAAGUCCUGUGCUGCAGCGAUUCCUCUUCGUCAUCUUUUCCGUACUCUACCUGACAACCUGGCUGGGUAACUUCAUCAUUAUCACCACCGUGAUCUCCAACCACCGACUCUACACCCCGAUGUACUUCCUGCUGGCCAACCUAGCUUUCAUAGAUAUUAGUGAUCCUACAGUCAAUGUGCCGAAGAUGCUGUUGGGUCUCCUCUCCCAGCACAAAACCAUCUCAUUCAAUGAGUGCAUCCUCCAGAUGUUCUUCUUCCACUUCAUUGCCAGUGCUAUGGUCUUUUUACUAGUGGUGAUGGCUGCCGAUAGGUACGUGGCCAUCCAUAAACCAUUGCAAUACUUGACUAUUAUGAACCGGGGUGUGUGUGUGCGGUUAGUGGCAGGCACAUGGAUGGGUGGUUUGGCUCACUCUGCUAUUCAGAUUGGACUGGUCCUCCAGUUACCGUUCUGUGGGUCAAAUGUCCUGGACAAUUUCUACUGUGAUAUCCCACAAGUAGUCAAACGGGCCUGGGCCGACACCUACCUGUUCGAGUUGCUUAUGGUCUCCCAAAGUGGAGUACUUGCCAUAAUUAUCUUCAUCCUCCUGCUCAUUUCAUACACUAUCAUCUUAGUCAAGAUAAGGACACACUCAAGGAAGAAGCAAAAACUCUCUCCACCUGCGGAAUGCAGAUCAUGGUUCUGUGUUUAA